This is a messenger RNA of Ostrea edulis (European flat oyster), 2749 nucleotides long. RefSeq names its product tyrosine--tRNA ligase, mitochondrial-like. Gene Ontology annotation, biological process: tyrosyl-tRNA aminoacylation. The coding region runs from base 1144 to 2535 and encodes 463 amino acids. Gene Ontology annotation, cellular component: cytosol; mitochondrion. Lineage: Eukaryota; Metazoa; Mollusca; Bivalvia; Ostreida; Ostreidae. The transcript is spliced from 13 exons. The record is from RefSeq and is a predicted model, not a curated record. Gene Ontology annotation, molecular function: tyrosine-tRNA ligase activity; RNA binding; ATP binding.
GGGGGGGUCUCUAAUGUGCCGAAAAGGACCCAGGAAGUCUCACUCAGUCACAUUUUCUUACCCUAACUCAAAUUUCAGUUAUAUUUCAAGACAGUAACUUGUAUUAUAACUAAAAUUGUUCUUCUUGAAAAAUUUGAGAAAUAAUAUGGGAUAAGAUAAAGGGAAUUUAAGUUUAUGCAGAUUGGCAAUUAAGCAAUAUGCUGUUAUUGACUGGUGUUUGGGCAACCAUUAUUUUGCUUUGCGUGAGCAGUUAUUGAUAUUCAAAAUCGUUGUCCGCAGACUGAUGACAGCAACUAUAGUUCAGUUUGAGGGUAUACAACUAUAAUUUGACGUGCGAUAUCGUUUAAAUGCUUUGUACAUUAUUUAGACUAUUACGAUGCAGCUUCAUAUACCAUUGAAAAAUGGUUUUAGAUUGUUUUUAAGAUAUCUCAAUUUCUUCCUGUGAAAUGCCUGAAAUAUGUAUGUAAUUAUAAAAUACAUGGCAUGCAGAUCAAGUUGAUACAAGUUAAUUCAGAUUACAACCUGUUUUUCUGUGAAGGUAGGGCACUAAAAUCUAAAGGAUGUGAAAUAUAUAAUAGUGCAUGAAAAUAUUUGUAGCUCUCUGGGAAAAUAUUUGUAGGAGAAAAUGUUUGUAGCUGUCUGGGAAAAUAUUUGUAGGAGAAAAUGUUUGUAGCUCUCUGGGAAAAUAUUUUGAAAGAAGCUCUGUGGUUUGUCCCAAUAUUUUCCUAGAGAGCUACUGAGAUCUGCAUCUACAUUCCUUCAUGUGAUCAUUAAUUCAACUCGUGGCACUUAUGGUUAGGUUGGGGCUCAGGUGAGUACUGUUUUAACUCCUGGAAUACUGCUUGUAUUUACAAUUUAAAAACAUUCUAUUACAAGUAAUUAUUUAUUAUUAUGAACUAGCAAUUUGUACUUGCUUUGUGAUUAUAAAUUGCAACUUCUUACAAAUUACUAAAAAUAGAUUAUACCCGGUAUUCUGAAGUAAUCAUUUGUGAUAAAAUUUAUUAAUUGUAUGGAUUUAUGAAGUAGUAAGAAGAUGAAAGAAGCCAUUUCAUAGUGGUAGGAGGUGGAAAAACAUACUUUUGAACGAUUCGACAGGCCCCAUGGUUAUUAAAAAAUCUCUUCUACUGACAUAUAUUAUCUAGAAUGACCUCAUUAAAGUUGAGCCUUCGGAUGUGUCAGAGAGCCAUUGUAUCAUUGCGUAGAUCCUACUGCACAGUGUCGCCAAGGAAUGUUCUCAAACUGCGGGAGCGAGGAGUGAUUCAGUCUGUUUUCCCAGCCACACAUGUUCAUGAGUUGGAAAAGCAGCUGGGGCAGCCCCUGACUGUGUACUGUGGUUUUGAUCCGACAGCAGAUAGUUUACAUCUGGGGAACUUGCUGGCUGUUAUAGCCUUGUUACAUUGUCAGAGAGCUGGCCACAGUCCUAUCUGUGUAGUAGGAGGGGCCACUGCCAAAAUUGGGGAUCCCUCAGGGAGAACGAAGGACAGAGACCCUCUAGGGGCAGAAGUGGUCGAGAAAAACAUAACCUCCAUCAGCGAGAGCCUGGAGAGGAUCUUCGCCAACCAUCAACAGUAUUUCUGGAAAAAUCAGAGCCGAGAUCUUCCAAGAGUCAAGAUUUUAAACAACAAUGAUUGGUACUGCAAGCAAAGUGUGGUCGAUUUCUUGUCAACGUUGGGCAGGAAGUUCAGAAUUGGCAGUAUGAUGCACAGAGAAAGUGUAAGGACCAAGCUGGAGUCAGACGAAGGUUUGAGUCUGACAGAGUUUACGUACCAGGUGUUCCAGGCCUGUGAUUGGCUACAUCUAUAUGAAAAUUACAAUUGCACUGUUCAGGUAGGAGGAAGCGACCAGCUGGGAAACAUCAUCUCUGGUUAUGAAUUCAUCACCAAAAUUCACAAAAGACUCUUCUUUGGAUUAAUGGUGCCAUUGUUAACCACUUCCAGUGGAGAGAAGUUGGGGAAAAGUGCGAACAACUCAAUGUGGUUAAACCCCGACAAAACUACCCCAUUUCAACUGUACCAGUAUUUUAUCAAUUUGCCUGAUAGUAACGUAGAGAAUUACCUCAGGCUGUUCACAUUUUUGACAAAGCAGGAGAUCCGGGACUGUUUGUCAGACAUGAGGGAAAAACCCGAGCUGAGGAGGUCCCAGAAAACGUUGGCAGAGGAAAUUGUUAAACUAGUACAUGGAGAAGUAGGACUCGAGCAGGCUAUAAGGUGGACUGAUGUGUUUUACCACCACAGGACGGAGAGCCUGGCCAUUCUCACGGAUCUGGAAGUCAAGGUCCUCUUUGGGAAUUUCCCCAUCACCACACUCCCUCUCUCUCCUGGUCUGAUGCUAGUCAAUAUCUGUCUCAGAAUCAACGUCUUCAAAUCCAGAGCUGAAGCUGAACAGAAGAUCCACUCUGGGCAGGUAAAGGUGAACUUCAGACAAGAGAGGAACCCAGAGGUCGUGUUUAGAGAGAUGGAGCAUAUUCUGCCAAAUGACAUCACCCUCAUUACUCUUGGAAAGAAAUCUCAUCAUGUUGUCAAAUGGGUAUCAUAGGUGUGUGUAGAGACAAGUCAAUGAAGACCAGACUGUUUUGAUCCAUGUGUAGAGACAAGUCAAUAAAAAUGUGUAGAGAAGUCAAUAAAGACCAGACUGUUUGAUCCAUGUGUAGAGACAAGGCAAUAAAUACCAGUGUGAGAUGAUCCAAAAAAUUUAUUAUUGUUUGUCAAUCUUCUCGGAAGUGUAAUUUAUAAUAAACUUGCUGAAUGUA